Molecule: messenger RNA, 888 nt
Organism: Rhizopus microsporus ATCC 52813
Lineage: Eukaryota; Fungi; Mucoromycota; Mucoromycetes; Mucorales; Rhizopodaceae
Product: Pkinase-domain-containing protein
Exons: 4
Biological process (GO): protein phosphorylation
Molecular function (GO): ATP binding; protein kinase activity
Source: RefSeq, a predicted model, not a curated record
CAACAAACCUAUUCUUCUAAAGUGGAUGAUUAUGGUAUUCUCAGGACCAUAGGCGCAGGUGCGACUGCCUCUGUUUAUUCAGCCAUCUAUAAGCCAACACAGUCAAUGAUCGCCAUCAAGACUGUUAAUUUGGAAGACAACCAUUUAGACGAUUCAAGAUUGGAAGCAUUAAGAAAAGAGAUUCAAAUCAUGAACCUAUGCAAACACCCACAUUUACUUCAAGUCUAUCAAAGCUUUGUUCAUAGUUCCCAAUUGUAUAUUGUUACACCAAUCAUGUCAGCUGGUUCUUGUCAUGAUAUUCUUUUAAAAAACCGUUGCGUUGGUUUGAAAGAAAACAUUGUCUCAUGUAUUCUGAAACAAGUAGCACUAGGAUUAGAAUACCUUCAUAGUAAUGAAUUGAUUCACCGCGAUGUCAAAUCAGCCAAUCUCUUGAUCGACUGGGAGACGGGAACCGUCAAGCUGGCUGACUUUGGUGUCAGUAAUCACUUAUUCAAUUUGGCAGACUUGCCUAAAAAGAAUGAAACAUUUUUAUUACCCUUCCAUGCACCUCAACAUCAACAUCCCAAGAAAGCACGCCGAUCAUUUGUGGGUACUCCAUGCUGGAUGGCACCAGAGAUACUGCUGAACCAUGACUAUGAUGCAAAAAUAGACGUUUGGUCUCUUGGUAUCACUGCUAUCGAAUUAGCCAAGGGUAGACCACCUUACUCAGAGUAUGACCCGAUCACGAUAUUCACGAUGGUGAUUGAAGAUCCACCUCCAACCAUCACUCAUUGUGAGUACGAACCUUCUGCCUCCUUUAAGGAUUUUGUCCAACACAGUCUCCAAAAGGAUCCUAAUCAACGCUGCUCGAUUACUGAACUCCUCAGUCAAUCAUUCCUGAAGAAGGCU